Sporisorium graminicola is the source of this 1161-nucleotide messenger RNA. RefSeq lists its product as uncharacterized. Gene Ontology annotation, molecular function: phosphoric diester hydrolase activity. Gene Ontology annotation, biological process: lipid metabolic process. NCBI's taxonomy places the organism in Eukaryota, Fungi, Basidiomycota, Ustilaginomycetes, Ustilaginales, Ustilaginaceae. The transcript has a single exon. The coding region runs from base 1 to 1161 and encodes 386 amino acids. The record is from RefSeq and is a predicted model, not a curated record.
AUGCAAUUGCACAAGCUCUCGACCUAUGUGAUCGCUGCUGUAGCUCUUUCGAGCAUUCCAGUGUUCGGAUGGCAGCCGAUUGCUCACCGUGGUGUCUUUCACGAUGUAGACGACCGUCAGGCCAACUCGGAAAACACGGUGGGAGCGCUGUACCGUGCCGACGACCUCAAGAUGCCCGGUGUCGAGCUGGAUCUUCGUCUGAGCUCAGACGGCGUGGUGAUGGUGACGCACGAUGUGCUGUCCAACCGCGCCACCACCGUGGACAACUACGAUGGACGGCUCAACUCGGUGCGUGUUGCGCUAGGUGCUCAGCCGUCCGUGGCGGGCAUCAGGAUCGACUCGCGUACGGGCAAUCAGUGGAACCACACACCGCUUAAGAUCUACGGUCGCAAUUCGCAGCUCGUCUCGGACGGCACGCAAAAGAUGGAGACGCUCGACGAGAUGCUAGGCCAUUUCUCGGACUUGAUCGCCGGCAAUGGCGGCAGGCCGUUCUUCCUGGUGCUCGACAUCCAGAAUCCCGAGAUCUUCGAGAAGGCUGCUGAUCUGGUGCGCUCGCACCGUCUGCAGAACUCGGUGUACCUCAAGUUCUUUGCCACCUCGGCCAUCGAUUCGAGUUCCUACCGCUACCAGGGCGCCAAGACGUGCGCGGCCUAUGCCAACUACAACGGUCUCACGGGCCUCAAGAUCAUCCCGCAGAUCAACAACGGCGAACUGGUCAACAACGGAGGUCAGCCCAAGAUCAACGUCUUCCAGACGCAACUGUCCAUCGAAGACUACCUGGCCUGCUGGCGCGACGCUGAAGAGUACAGCGUCUCGGCGGAUCUGACGCAUGUUAGUGCCAGUGUCGCCGCGGGAGAUCACGUCGCUGCUAUUGGAGCAGAGAACGCUCUCAAGUGGGCUAAGCAGAACUCCCGUGGAACCAUGUCGAUCUUGCCCAACCCGGAUGCCGGCUCGCUCUCGCGCGGCUCAUGCACCUACUGGUCGUUCCAGAGUAACAACGUGGCGGCUCAAACCUUCGACCAAAACGCACGCCGCGUCAAACAGGCGUUCAUCAACGAUCUCAGCCGUUACAUUGACUACGUGGUUGUCGACACCAUGGGUGAUGUGGGCGCAAACACGUACUACACCGACUUUGACAAGUACGUCUCGUACCUUUGCUGA